Messenger RNA from Cladocopium goreaui, 1428 nucleotides. The record is from the annotation of a GenBank genome assembly. Lineage: Eukaryota; Dinophyceae; Suessiales; Symbiodiniaceae.
AUGUGUACAGGCAGUGACCGGCUCUUCCUCUACGACUCCGAUGGCCGCCCCAGUGUUGGGGCACCUAUCGUAGCGUGCGAUGGCUGGAGGGAUGCCACUGACCAGAAGAAACAGGAGAUCUUGGAAGAGGCCUUGGCUCAGCUGAAGACGCAGGGCUUUGUGGUCUUGGAACGUCUCUUCGCGCCCGAACAGCUGCAGGUCCUCCUCGAAGAGUUCCGAGGCCAGCGGAAGACUGGGCUUCCAGCGGGGGUGACCUUCAGUCGGAUGAGAGCCAAACGAGACAUGACUAUCCCUCCCUUCGACAAGCUAUGGGCAGAUGAUGACAUCAUUUGUCAUCCGUUGAUUCUCGCUCUCCUGUGCAGAUAUUUGCGGAACAGCACCAACAUGAGCGAGGAGAAAUCGGCGGAGAUGUCCUUUGCCCAUUGGCUCGGUGCAGGUGGAGACAUCGAAACGUUCACCUCUGGCAGGCUGAGUGCUGGCUAUCCAGAGUUGGACCUGCUAGUGGUGGUGGAUACCCCUGCAGGGGCGCCAGCCCAGACACAGCACCGCGACACCAUUUUGCCGGGACCUUGUGCAUCGCUCGGGGUUCAUAUUCCCUUGACCACCAUGCAGGCCGAGCCCCUGAACGGCGCCAUCGGCUUCUUCCCCGGCUCCCACCUGCUGCGCGGUGCCCUCGGGGCGUCGCAUCCAACGCCUGCGACGGAGGUGGUGGGUGCCACAGCGCCAGGCUCGGUGCUGCUGUACGACUCCUUCACGGAGCACCGGGGAUUGGAGAACGAGAGUGCAGAGCCUCGCGCCGCACUCUUCGCUUGGUUCCGAGUCCCAGGGGUUUACACCGGGCACACUGAGGAGAACUUUGGACCUGAGGGCCUCCAUCGUGCCAAUGAGUUCCGUCACUAUGUGAGGCCCCGUCUUCAGACGGUGGAGUCGGAACAAAGAGAAUUGUCAAAAGGCGAAGGUGAUGAGGAGGCUUGGGGCUUCAAGCGCGGUUCCAAAUUGGUUCCAUGGACACGCUCCUGGGGCGAAGAAAGCGUUUGCUUCCGCUGCAACCAGACGGCGCUCAGCGGGGUCAGUGCGUCUCGCCCCGGCGCCGUACGCAAUGAGUGGUACUGCCAGAGCUGCUGGGAGGAAUGCGGUGGCACACCUGAAGCAUGGCCUGGGAAUCUGACUGAGCCAUGGGAACAACCAGAUCGUGUAAGUGAAGAACGGCUCAAGGAGCUUCAAGCACGAGGGCUCAACAUCACUCCUGGCAAGGGACGUCACAAACUGACACUGCUUCGGGAGAGAGGCUAUUUCAUCCCAGUUGACCCAUCCAAUGCUUGGCUCGAUCGGGUGAGCAACGACCCGCAACCCUCCGGAUGGAAGGAUGCGAUGAAGAAAGCCUUAGGUGAAGUUCCACGUUUCGAUGGUUUCUAGCCAGAGCUCGCG